Patella vulgata (common limpet) is the source of this 2561-nucleotide messenger RNA. RefSeq lists its product as uncharacterized. Gene Ontology annotation, molecular function: transcription factor binding; protein homodimerization activity; dynein complex binding. Gene Ontology annotation, biological process: mitochondrial protein catabolic process; mitophagy by internal vacuole formation. The coding region runs from base 135 to 1397 and encodes 420 amino acids. The record is from RefSeq and is a predicted model, not a curated record. The transcript has 7 exons. Lineage: Eukaryota; Metazoa; Mollusca; Gastropoda; Patellidae. Gene Ontology annotation, cellular component: mitochondrial outer membrane.
UAGAAUGCGCGUGGCAUUAUUAUAAUAGAUAUUGAUUUUUCUCCUGAACCGAGGUGACAGUAACACCGACUUUCUUUGUCUCACUCAAACCACGGUUAUAUUGUAGAUCCUGUAAGACAAGUAGGGCAAUCAACAUGUCCAAAGAAGCAACGAAAGAUCUCGUAACAGAAGCAAAGAACUUUAGUUCUAGUCUGGGAAAUGUUUUCUUAUUGAAGAAAAGGGAUCCACAAAGUAAGCAUCUUCUGGAAAAGGCGAAAGUUUUGAUCGAUGGUCUCCUGCAGGUUGACAGUGCAAGAACAGCCGCUCCGGCUGUUGCACCGAGACAAUCUAGAUCUGCAGGCGGCAUGGGACAACUGUGGGUGAAACUGGACGAAUUAAAGCGGGAAAACGAGGAUUUAAAACGUCAUCGAGGUCGAUCAUCAGAUGAAAGAUCCUCUCCCGGCAAAUCUCAAGGACCUGGUGAUGUUAUUAUCAACGAACUACAUCGUGCUAAGGCUGAUAAUGAUAAUUUGAAAGCUCUGGUGGAAAAACUUCAAAAAUCAAUCAAAGAUUUACAAACAGUGAAUGCUAAUUUACAAGAUGAAUACAAGAGGCAUAAAGUAGGUUUUGAUACUGCCCAGAAAUCAGUAGAACGGGUACGUCAAGAUUAUAAAAGUCUGGAAGCCACACUGUCUACCACCAAAAAAGAAAACGAUAACUUAAAGCAAAAGUUGACAAGCAGUGUGAAGCCAAUUCCAAGAACAGAUAACCGUUUUUCUGAAAAUAUAAGCGAGAGGUGUAGACCAAGUACGAUAGCCAUGAGGUACGACACUCUAGAAAGUCAAGAAUGGAUGGAUGCUAAAGAAAGCUUAGAAGAUACGUCAAAUAUGGACGAGGAGGACAUUACGAAAUUUUUGUGUGAAAUUCUAGCAAAAUCAUACGAAGUUUCACAAGAAAUAUACAAUAACCUUGAGGUUGCUAUAGCAGAAUUAAUUAAAAAACCAACACUAGCUAAAAUUAUCACCCAGAAUAGUUCAAGUUUAGAAGAAUCUGUUCUGCCAGAAGAAAUGGUUGAUGCUAUGAGAGUAAAACUAAGACAAAUAUAUGAAACUUUGGAUUGCAGUGAUUUUGUAGAGGCUACCAAAUACAAAUUAUCAAGAGAAUACCGUGGUCAAACUAGUAAUAAAACUGUGAACAGAUUUAUGAAUGAAAGUGCUUGCAUCACGUGGCAGAUGGUCAUUCAGCAGCCACCAAUGAGUCUUGUGGUUGACGACACUAAAUACAAUGAUGAAAAACAUAAAUUAUGGUGGAGCUGUGAUAAAAGCAAAGCUAAUAAUAUAGAUUAUUUUAUCUGGCCCGUGUUAUAUGAUUACCAUCAAGGUAAUGUGCUAGUAAAAGGAUGUGUUUCUACAAGAUGAAACCGUGAAGACAUGUACUUACAUGUAACCUAUGUGUUUAGGUUUACAAUGAACAGGAUUAAACUUAUGCAUUUUCUGGAACCAUUAAUAUUACCAGAUUUAUUAUAGCUUCCGUUUUUUUCUAUUAUUUAUUAAGUUGUGGUAUAUGAUGUAUGUGAUAAUUUUAUAUUAAAGUUGAAAGAAGUAUGGAGGAAUAAGGACUAGUAUAUACUUGUAUCUUAAAUGGAGUAAAGCUUACAUGAUUUGCAUACUUUAAACAAGUUUUAUUGUUCAAUAUACAACUGGAUAAGACACAAGUUUUACAACUUAUCCAGUUGUUGAUGUUUACAGCAACCGUAUUGCUUAUUAAAAGGUUUCACUUUAAGUAAAUAAAUACAGUCUAAUGGCUCAACUGGAACAGUUUUGUGCAGGACCAGUGAAGGGAGGUUCUGAAUGCGGUUAUCUAGUGGCGUGGGUAGGAUUAGGCUCUUGUCACAUUCAGGAUAUCAGGUGCCCUGGCGGGUAAUCGGGGUCUAGUUCGGGUCUGUAGAACGCUAUAAUGAUUGUCGCUCAAGGUAGGGUGACUGGCAUCCGAUCAUUAAAUACGGGAAACUGAAACUUUUACUUUUGUCAUUGUAUCGUUAGGCGCUUUGAUCUCAAGGACCAUUUUCCAACCAAUGACAGCGUGGUUUUUGUUUUUCCAUUGUUUUCUUGCUUAAAAUUUUCUUUCAAAAUCGUGUUCUCUGAUUAUUAUUACAUCAGAAAAACUAAAACGCAUGAAAUUCUUGUUGGGAUUUAGCUAUGCAAGAAUACAUAGAGCCAAAGUACACAAGUGUGUUGUAAAGAGAAAAAAAUGAGUGCGACUCAAGUUCGUCCAAAUAAGUUUUUGGUACAGAACUCAGUGAAGAAGAUAAAAGUGCCGAGAAUGAAACCCUCAUUUAAUUUGAGUAAAAUUCCAGACCUUACUCUUGACCUAUGCAGGCAGGAUUAGCUUAUCAAACAAAGCCACUAUUAUAAUUAUCAUCAGUAUUGUUGCUUUAUAAUGUGUAGGUGAAUACUCAUUAUUUAUACAUAUUGAGAAUUAUAAGUGAUUUUAAUUGUAAAUUGUGAUAUUAAUGCUAUACAUGUGUUUGUUACCACUGUUGAAGGGUAUCAUUCUCACCUAUGUUCUAAUAAAUCUUUAUU